UUAGUUUUGUUGCCCACUUUAUCGUCAUUCUUUCCUACGGAAUUUCGGCUGGCUAACUUCCCAGGAGGAGGAAAGUUUUAUCUGGAAAGACUAUUGUAUACUGAAAUUGGCAGUGGAUUUUCAGUUCCCCAAAAUGUUAGUCUGCCGGGAUUGGGGAGAAUCUGUCCUUCCUGAACCCGUAAUUUGCCAACUUAAUCACAUAAAUUAAACUGAAAAACAAACUCGGAUCAGUUCUGUGAAAUAUUGUUUGCCGAAGCCAAGAAAGUGUUACUUAACAUUGUUUCAGUAAACAAAAAGAAAAAAAACUAAUUUGUUUCCACUUUCAACACACUAUUAAAUUUAUAUAGCGAUUCACAAAACUAGUCUCGUCAAACGACCUCUUCAAUUGAUCGCCACAGUAUUCAAAGUAACAGACACUCUAGGUAGUAAUGCAUGAAAAAUGACCCCUAGUAGUAGUGAGGCUAUUGGGCUACAACAGUCCUUGGGGUGCGGACGUAGUUCCAUUCACUUUUUUUUCACCCUAAAUGACCCGAUCCUUUGCCAAGGGAUUAGUAAAACCACGGCUUUCUUUAUGGGGAGAAAUGCCUUUUACAAAAGUGUGUGUAACCGCACCUUAUGAGCUGUUUAUUGAUUUUUGUUUAUUAUCAUUUAUCCCACACAAACAACGUAGAAAGUUUAAAAGAAGAUGAGGCAAGGGAGCCCAAGAAAGCCAAGAGAGCCAAGAAUAAGCCUUGUGAACAGGACUCCUUAAGUCGAACUUAAUGUCCACCCAAAUCGUAAUUUAGGUCGUCUCAUGAUGAAUUCGACGUCUUGCCCCCUCCUUAAGAGAACGAUUAUACUACCUGAUUGGUACUUAAUUUCGCGUUUUUGGCGAUUGUAAAAAAUCGCGAAAAUAAAGGCCCGCGAACAUAAAGGCUACGCGAAAUGUUAAAACCCAUGUAGAAAAUUCAAAACACGCAAAAAAAGAUAUUAACAAUUUAGCAACAACAUAUACAUUAUGUUCAACAAACACACAAAUUGUUGAUUGGUUUUACUGGUAAUUAAAAGUUCCAUUUUGUAUCUUCUGUUGUGAAAUAGCGUUAAUUGCAAAGAUUUCACACAUUGCUUGUUCCAGUUUAUCUAGAAAUUUUAUGAAGUUCAGACUUUUUGAAAACUAAAAUCAGUUUGAGAAUGCUUUUAAAAAUGGCCUUUUAAUGGCCAUUUUUUCAUAUUUGCCAGUUGAUAUCGCGAAAAUAAAACCCCGCGAAAAACUAUCUUGCCAAAUUCGUGGAAUUAAGUAUGCUUUUUCUUUUUUUUUCUGCCUCCUUUCUUCAUUAAUUUUUGCGGCGCAGGUAUUUCGAGUACUCGUGAAUUUUAUGUUUUCGUUUUUCUAUCCAGGUUGUUCCGGUUAUUACUUUGAAAAAUACCAAGAUUUACCAACCAGAGGAGCUCACGCCGUGGAACAUCUCACGAUCAAUGGAAAUCUAUUUCUCGCCUUUGCAAACUACCAAAGCGACACCUCCGAAAAAUACAACACAGACUCAUUCAUCUACAAGUUCAACGACUCAACUGGAAAGUUCUUCCUUUACCAGACGAUAGGUACAAGUGGAGUGCUUGACGUAGAAUAUUUUACAAUUUCUGAUGAACAUUAUCUUGCUGUUGCUAAUAGUUAUAAUGGAAUUACGCAAAGCCUGAACUCAGUUAUUUAUCGUUGGAAUGGAACAUUGUUUGUUUUCUUUCAAAACGUUGCAACCCUAGGAGGAGACGGCUUUAAUUUAUUUACGAUAGACAAAGAACACUUUCUUACCGCAUCCAAUCUUUGGAACGGUGUUACAAAUAGUAUAAACUCAGUCAUCUACAAAUGGAAAAACCGAAGGUUUGAAAAGUUUCAGGAGAUAGCAACAAACGGAUGUCGUAAAAGUGUUGCGUUUGAAAUUAAUAAUGAAAGCUACGUUGCUUUUGCUAACUCUGUCGGAAAUUCAGUUGUUUAUAAGUGGUCAGGGAAAGGCUUCCUCAAACUGCAGACUCUCCAAAAAGCAAUGGAUGCAAAUUUCUUUUAUAUCAAUGAUCACGCUUUCCUGGCCAUUGUCUCUCCACCAACAAUUGGUCAAUGGUUUAUUUACGAGUGGAAUGGAAGUAAGUUUGUGUUAUUUCAGUCUAUUACUACGCCUGGAACCUGGGGUUCGCAUUCAUUUGUCCGAUGUGGUCAAACGUUUCUGGGGGUAACUGAUCGGUCCAGCACAAAUUCUCCACUGUAUCGAUUCUCGUAUGGCCAGUUCAUUAAAUAUCAAGAGAUUUCAAGCUCUGGCGCCAUUGAUAUGACGACAUUUGAAUACAAGGGUCAUGCUUACCUGGCUGUUGCUAAUUCAGGAAAUAAUAACAAAAAUAACAUUAACAGCACUCUGUACAGGUGGACCUAA
Molecule: messenger RNA, 2399 nt
Organism: Porites lobata
Lineage: Eukaryota; Metazoa; Cnidaria; Anthozoa; Scleractinia; Poritidae
Source: the annotation of a GenBank genome assembly